CAAAAUUGAGUUACAUGGGAAGUUGUCGUGAUUGUGAACCGAUUUCAUUCUAUACCCAAAUAAUGUAUUUAUUCAUUGUAUUGACAUCAUUGUAGAUAUCGGACAACUUUUCAAGGUCCCUUAUAUCGAACAUGAAGAACUCAGCCCUCUUAUUAAAUAUCAAAAUAUGAUGAAAAUUUGCUAUUGAGCACGUAUUCACUUAUGUACGUACAUACGUGUCAAAUUAACAAAAAAAAUUUAAGUUUGAUUCAAUAAACUCGUUAGUCGACUGUUAGCUUCUCAAAUAUUAAGUGUUCUAUCAAUAUAUAUAAUUAAAUAACGGUCAACCGCUAAAUUUCGAAUGACCAGGACACAACAGUAACUACUAAAAAUUAACAUUGUGAAUAGUCAUAUUUUAGUGUGAGUAAGUGUACCGAUAUACAGUUAAAAAUAUUGCAUGCGAAGGAUAAAUCAUUUUUGUGAUUUAGAGAAGCGGCCCGGCAUUUCUCCGCAAAUGCCAAGAGAUGAUUAAUGUUAGUCGUUCCGUGGCGGAACUCAGCACAUGAAUGCAAGACGCGUUGGCGAAAUAUCCGUGCGGCUUAUGCACGCUCCAUUGGCGCAUAUAAUACUCAACAUGGCCGUAAUCAUGUUAGACCAAAUUAUUUAGCUGGAAAUUUGGAAUUUCUAAGGCCACAUCUCACAUGUAGAGAAACAGCAGUAGAUGCCAAUCCAGAAUGUCUUACAACUUACAUUCCGUGUAAAAACAUUUUCAGAAGCAUGAAAUUGAAACUAAAAAAUCCAGAAUGUCUUUGUUUGAACUGUUCAGCUGUGGAUUCGAAAUUAAAUUUGUAUAAUUUUCAAAAGUGUGGAAAUAAGUACUUUAGUAUCUGAUUAAUGCGGUCAGUUUUUUUAAUAAAUACCAAUACUACCGAAUUUCCACCAAAAUUUCGACCGGUUAAGUUUAAAUAUAUAUUCCAAAAUUGUUACACAUAUGAAGAUUGUAAAUUAUAUAAAUAAAGAGUGCAGAGUUGAA
Zeugodacus cucurbitae (melon fly) is the source of this 1012-nucleotide messenger RNA. RefSeq lists its product as uncharacterized. The transcript is spliced from 2 exons. Bases 511 to 870 code for a protein of 119 amino acids. NCBI's taxonomy places the organism in Eukaryota, Metazoa, Arthropoda, Insecta, Diptera, Tephritidae. The record is from RefSeq and is a predicted model, not a curated record.